CACAAUCAACUUUUACUCGUCGGCUAUAAUUAAAGUAAGUAAAAGGAAAGAUAAUCGAUAAAACGCGCCGUUCCUUUCUAUUGGUCAGUAACACAGGAUAACAACGCGCAUGGGCAUUAAAGCAGCAUCUACUGUACCUUUUUUGGGGGUUGUUAUUUUGGCGGUAGAACCGACUGAUAUACAGACGAACAACUCAUUCGCCAUAUUUAAAUGUUACCUUAUCUUAAGCUUUACUUGAUAAUAAACCUAUGUGUCACCUGAUAGACAAUAAGAUAUGAUAAUACACAAUUUUACAUAUUGUGGUUCCUAAAAUGGUUUAUGCGAUUCUAUUCUUAGCGUUGGCAUUUGGAAUUGUUCCAAGCGUACUGUCUGAAACAACAGAAAUAACUCAAGUGGAUAGAACCGAGAAGAAACUGGAAAUUAAAAAGAAUACGGAAGGAUGGUCAGAAUGGGGUGAAUGGAGCCCAUGCACCAAGAGUUGUAACGGAGGAGUGAGCCAUAGAUUAAGAAAAUGCAACAGAAGAACCGGUUGUGGAGGAGAUUCCAUUGUUUACAAGAUUUGUAGUAUGCAGCAUUGCGAGAAACAAACCGAUUUUAGAGCGGCACAAUGCACAGCGUACGACAGUACACCUUAUAGAAAUAGGCUAUACACGUGGUUACCUUUCUACGAUCCUGCAGAUCCGUGCAGCUUAACCUGUCAGGCUCAGAGUUAUAAUUUUGUAGCCAAAUUAGCUAGCAACGUCGAAGAUGGUACAAGAUGUAGAGAGGGAUCGUUGGAUAUGUGUGUCAAAGGGAAAUGCCUGCCUGUGGGAUGCGAUCUUAAAUUAGGUUCGAAUCAGAAAGUGGAUCAAUGUGGUGUGUGCGGAGGUGAUGGUUCGACUUGUCGAAAACCCCUGUAUGCCUGGAGCGAAAGUCAAUAUUCGCCUUGUUCUGUUACUUGCGGAGGAGGUUAUCAAAUGUCCAGACCAAUUUGCAGAAAUAAAGAAACAGGAAAAGAGAUAGACGAAGGUUAUUGUAACAUAUCUCACCGACCACGUCCAAAGAUAAAAGAAUGUAAUCUUCAUAAAUGUCCCAAUAAAUGGAUCACAGAAGAGUGGACGGAAUGUUCGACUACUUGUGGAAGGGGAACACAAACUCGUCACGUUUACUGCGCUAAGGAUGGUCAUAAUGGUACUCGAAUCCCUAUCAGUGGUGCUUAUUGCCAUACUCUAAAACCUGCGACGGAACGUACUUGUAAUAUAAAAGAUUGUCCAAGAUGGUAUGAAGGUUCAUGGUCGGGGUGUUCUACGUCUUGCGGACAAGGUUUCCAGAGACGAGUUGUCAUUUGUAAAGAUCACACUGGAGAAACGAGCGAUCAAUGCGACAAUUCGAAAAUGCCAGCGAGACGACAACUGUGUAAUAGUGGUAUAAGUUGUGGAGAUGAUACUGGAAAAGUCUCUCAAGAAGAUUCUCCACCAUAUUUGUCGCCAUAUUGGGCCAGCAAGAUGAAUUUGCCCAAUUUUAUGAAAACUCAUCCAAGCUAUGUGGCCGGAGAAUGGGGACCCUGUAGUGUUACGUGCGGUGCAGGGGUCCGCUGGCGUCACGUGGUGUGUCAAAUAUUCUUGGAAUUCUCACGAGCUAUAGCUACUUUGCCAGACAGGGAGUGCCGUGGUUCGAGACCAAUGGAAGUUGAAAGAUGUUACACUCAGCCGUGUUCACCGGAUCAAAAUCAUCUGUCUGGUUUGAAUUUCAUUCCAGACAGAAAUGAAAUACAUGUGACAUAUUCUUGGAGAAUGGCCGGUUAUACGCCUUGUAGUGCCUCUUGUCUCGGAGGUACGCGCGAAUCCAUUAUACAGUGUAUUAGAGAUUAUGAUUAUGCUGUUGUUAGUCCAUAUAUGUGUGAUUUAGACACUAAACCUCCGACAAAUACUCAACCUUGCAAUGAGCAUCCAUGCCCUCCAAGAUGGAAUACUACGGCCUAUAGUCCUUGUUCCAAAACUUGUGGAGGAGGUAUUCAAUCACGUAAAGUAACGUGUGUUCACGAAAAAACUCAUAGCAGUUCCGGAACACAAACUGUUGCCAACAAUCUUUGUCCACAACCUCCGCCGCUUGCUCAACAAUACUGCAAUGUUUUUGAUUGUCCACCAAAAUGGCAUUUAGAACCAUGGAGUAAAUGUUCUAAAAGUUGCGGAGGAGGGAAUCAAACUCGGAAAAUCAAAUGCCAAAAAGAAAUGGCAUUUGGACAAACGGUUGAACUUUCCCCUUCCGAAUGUAGUUUAAAACGUCCAAGAACUGUCAAGCCAUGCAAUAAAAAGUCUUGUGAGGAUUUCAUAAUUGAAGAAACUACACUUGAUCCUGAUACUAAACCAAUGUUCAUUCAAGAGCAGCCAGGCCGCAAAGUACUUCUUGAAGCAAAAGGAACAGCCGUUCUGUAUCAGGACACCAUUGUGAAACUUCGCUGUCCGGGUAUCGAUUCAGCAAACGCAGUUGUAAUGUGGUAUAAAAAUGGCAAACGAUUGGAGCCGAUAGGAAAGUACUCUGUCUCUCGACGUGGCGCUUUGAAAAUUAGAAAAAUUUCCGACGACGAUGCUGCUGUAUAUACUUGCGUAGCAGGAAAAACAAAAUCUGAUAUCAAUAUAACUAUUAAGCCAGUUUCUUCUACCUUGGGAACUUCAGAAAAAUCACUGACCACUCCAGCAGCUCCUCGCACAGGCGGUGAUUACAGCCACGGAUACAUCCAUCAAGAUUCGUCUCUGCAGAUCCAUCCGCCUGAAACUGAGAACUUCAGUAACGAGAGGAUAGAUCACGAUACCUGGGAAUAUCAUCAGAGCCAAGAUAUAAUUUCAGAUCAGAACAGCAGAGAAAUGGAUGCAUCCACACCGUAUUCAGAUUCUGGUUUUGAUUAUAGUAGGAUUCAUCACGGAUCUACAAUCACUCUACCUCAUGUGUACCAGCUAAUUACUCAUCUCCGCCAGCAGCAAGAAAGAAAUUCUCUCUCGACAAGUAAUAUCGAUGACGACACGUAUUAUUCGGGGAGAAAUGGUGAAAAUCUAGAACUAGACUGGAUGGUAACAGAUUGGACACCAUGCUCUCGUUCUUGUGGAGGAAAUGGAUUUCAAGUACGUGCGAAACAAUGUCUUGUCAGGUUACAGAACGUUUCAAAGACGGUCGAUAACAACCUAUGCCUGAACAACAAUAUGCAACCUCCUCCAACAAUCCAAAGAUGUGGUUUAGAAGCUUGCCCACAUUGGGAAGCAGGACUUUGGUCGGAUUGUAACGAGAAACAUUGCUUUGGAUGGAACACUGCUCUUCAAAAGAGAAAUAUAUAUUGUAAAACUAUAAACGGUACAGUAGUGGAUCCCAGCAAAUGUAACGAGAGAUUACGACCAAGAAGAAAACGAGAAUGCUUUAAUGAAAGAUGUAGAGGAACUUGGAAAAUUGGCGAAUGGUCACAGUGCACAGUUACUUGUGGACAUCAGGGAUUUCAAACUCGAACACUACAAUGUGUUUGGUAUGGUACAAAUAAAUUAGCUAAAAAUGCCUGCCAAAAUCUACCAAGGCCAACAGUCAUUAUACCUUGUGAGAGACCACCUUGUCCUCAUAACGACUUGUGUGUCGACAGAGCCGCUUACUGUGAUGUAGUGAAGAGAAUGAACGUUUGUCACUUAGCGACGUAUCGACAGCAGUGUUGUUACACAUGCAAAAAUCCAUAAAAAGCAUACAAAUUAAAUCUGCCAUUUUUAUGUUUUUAUACCUUACAUAUAUUAAAAAUUUCAAAAAAAUUACAUAUCUACUUUAAAAUUAAAAUCUUAAAAAAAUUUAUCAAAAAUUCAAAUUUUGCU
This is a messenger RNA of Centruroides sculpturatus (bark scorpion), 3821 nucleotides long. Its product is annotated as ADAMTS-like protein 1. Gene Ontology annotation, biological process: extracellular matrix organization. Lineage: Eukaryota; Metazoa; Arthropoda; Arachnida; Scorpiones; Buthidae. The transcript has 19 exons. Bases 312 to 3692 code for a protein of 1126 amino acids. The record is from RefSeq and is a predicted model, not a curated record. Gene Ontology annotation, molecular function: metalloendopeptidase activity. Gene Ontology annotation, cellular component: extracellular matrix.